Molecule: messenger RNA, 3843 nt
Organism: Myiozetetes cayanensis
Lineage: Eukaryota; Metazoa; Chordata; Aves; Passeriformes; Tyrannidae
Product: ephrin type-B receptor 4-like
Exons: 15
Coding region: 1-3090 (1029 amino acids)
Biological process (GO): protein phosphorylation; axon guidance; cell surface receptor protein tyrosine kinase signaling pathway
Cellular component (GO): plasma membrane; neuron projection
Molecular function (GO): protein binding; ATP binding; transmembrane-ephrin receptor activity
Source: RefSeq, a predicted model, not a curated record
AUGACGUCAAAAUCCCCCGUGACGUCACUCGAGGCCCCCCUCGGACCUGCCCUGGCGGCCCCGGCCCCGCGCGCCGCCGCCCGCUCGCUUCCGGCCCGCCGCCCGCCGGAACUGACGUCACGCCGACAUGGCGGCGCCCACCCGCGGGAGCCGCUCUGGCCGCGCGGGAGGACCCCGCCGUUCCUCGGUGGUUCGCCCGCGGAGCGGGGCUCGCGGCCGGCCGGGGCGGCGCGGAGGCACCGGAGGAGCCUCCCCGGGUGGGAGGAGCUGUCGGGGCUGGACCCCGAGCUGGGGGCUCCCGUGAGGACGUUCGAGGUUUGCUCGGGCCGGGGUCCCCCCGGGCCCCCCCAGAACAGCUGGCUCCGAUCGCGCUGGGUGCCCCGGGGGGAGGCCACCACCGUCCUGGCAGAGCUGCGCUUCACCCUCGUGGCCUGUGACAGCCUGCCCAGGCGCCCUGGGGACUACGGUAACCAUGGCAACGGCAACAACAACGGCCUCGACAACCACGGUCUCCAUAGCAACGGCCCUGACAACUGCGGUUUCCAUAGCAACAGCCACAACAAUCGUGGUUACCACAGCAACGGCCUCGACAGCCACGGUCUCCAUAGCAACGACCCCUACAGCCACAAUCUCCAUAGCAACGACCCCUACGACCACAGUUUCCAUGGCAACGACCCUGAAGAUGACCCCGGUGACCCCGAUCUCCACGGCAAUGGCCCCUACAGCCACAAUCUCCAUGGCAACGGCCCCUACAAACACAAUCUCCAUAGCAACGACCCCUACGACCACGAUCUCCAUGGCAACGACCCUGAAGAUGACCCCGGUGACCCCAAUCUCCAUGGCAACAACCCCUACAACCACGAUCUCCAUAGCAACGACCCCUACAGCCACGGUUUCCAUGGCAACAGCCCCGAUGACCCCCCCGGCCCGGCAGCCCCCGUCUCCCUCAUCUCCCCCGUCCCAUCUCCCCGUCCCUGCAAGGAGACGUUCACGGUGCUGUACCACGAGUCGGACACCGACACGGCCACGCCGUCGGCGCCGCCCUGGCUGGAGAACCCCUGGCUCAAGGUGGACACGGUGGCCGCCGAGCACCUGGCCCGGCCCGGGGGGAGCCCCGGGGGGAGCCCCAGGGGGGGUCCCGGGGGCCGCAUCAACCGCAAGACGCUGCGCCUGGGCCCCCUGACGCGGGGGGGCUUCUACGUGGCCUUCCAGGACGUGGGGGCCUGCAUGGCCCUGCUCUCCGUGCGCCUCUUCUUCCGCCGCUGCCCCGCGGCCGCCGCCCGCCUGGCGCGCUUCCCGCCCACCGUGCCCGCCGGCCUCGUGGCGCCCGUGCCCGGCUCCUGCCUGCCGGGGGCCGUGCCCGCCGCCCGCGGAGGGCCCCUCAUGUACUGCCGCCAGGACGGGCGCUGGGAGCUGCCCCCCGCCCUGGGCUGCGUGUGCGCCCCGGGGAGGGAGCCCGCGGGGGAUGAGGGGUGUCAGCCCCCCUCCGCCCCCCGCGCCCUGGCCGCGCACUCGAACGGCUCCGGGGGUGGUCGUGCUGUCCUGGAGCCCCCCGGGCGGGGAGCGGCCGACCUGCGGUACCACGUGACCUGCCGGGCCUGCCCCUCCCCACCCCCCCGCCCUCCCCCGUGCGGCCCCUGCGCCCACGUGACCUUCGAGCCCCCCCCCGAGGGGCUGCGCGACCCCCGCGUGCGGCUCGGGGGCUCCGGCCCCGCCUCCGUGCCCCCCGGUGUCGGACGUGGUUCGGGUCGGGGGUCCCCGGGGGUCACCUUGGCCUGGCUCCAGCCCUCUGGGACCUCCGGGACCCCCAUCCUGGACUACGAGGUCAAGUACUACGAGAAGGUUCCGCAGGCGCGGGCGGAGCUGGGGGGGCUGCGCCGGGGGGGCCUCUACGGGGUGAGGGUCCGAGCCCGGAACAGGGAGGGCUACGGAGACUUCGGGCCAGAGACCACCAUCAGUGCCCCUGGAGCGGUCCUCGUGUCCCCUCAGGCGGCUCCGGGGAAGAAGCAGCAAAACAGCCCCAAAAACGGGGGGAAGCUCUACAUCGACCCCCUGACCUACGAGGAGCCCGAGCUGGCCCUGAGGGACUUCGCGCAGGAGAUCGACGUCACCUGGGUCACCAUCGACGAGGUCAUCGGGGCAGGUGAAUUCGGGGAGGUGUGGCGGGGCCGGCUGGCGGUGCCGGGGCAGCCCGAGCUGGAGGUGGCGGUGAAGACGCUCAAGGGGGGCGCGGGGCCGGGGCAGCGCCGCGAGUUCCUGCGCGAGGCGGCGCGGAUGGGGCAGUUCCGCCACCCCAACGUGCUGCGCCUGCGCGGGGUCGUCACCGCCGGGCCCCCCCCCAUGAUCCUCACCGAGUUCCUGCUCCACGGGGCCCUCGACGCCUUCCUCAGGGGCCGGGAGGGGACGCUGUCCCCGCUCCAGCUGGUGGCCAUGCUGCGGGGCAUCGCGGCCGGGAUGCGUUACCUGUCGGAGGCCGGGUUCGUGCACCGGGACCUGGCGGCGCGGAACAUCCUGGUGGACGCUCACCUGGUCUGCAAAGUGUCCGACUUCGGCCUCUCCCGCGCCCUGGAGGGGGACGGGGCCAACGACCCCACCUACACCAGCUCCCUGGGGGGGAAGAUCCCGAUCCGCUGGACGGCCCCCGAGGCCAUCGCCUCCUGCAGCCUCCACCUGGCGGAUUUGGGGCUCCCUGGGGGUUUGGGGUCCUGGGGAUUUGGGGUCCUACUCCCCCAGUUCACGUGGGAGGUGCUGAGCUUCGGGGAGAGGCCCUACUGGGACAUGUCCAACCAGGACGUGAUCAAUGCCAUCGAGCAGGAUUACCGCCUGCCGCCGCCGCCGCUCUGCCCGCCCCCCCUGCACCGCCUGAUGCUGCAGUGCUGGCAGCGCGAGCGCCGCGCCCGCCCCACCUUCCCCCGCAUCGUCCACGCCCUCGACCGCCUCAUCCGCCACCCCCACACCCUCAGGGUCACCCCCACGGACCCCCACAGGGACCUGCUGAGCGCGGGGGUGGCGCCGACCGGGCACCAGCAGCGGGUCCUGGAGGGUGCCUGGAGCCUGCAGAGCCCCCCCAAAGGGGACCCCCAGUGCUGACCCCCCCUCCCAGCCCCCAGCCCAGCCUGGGGCAAGAUGGCGCCGCCAGGAGCGGCACUGACGGACUGAGCUGGCUUGGGAGGCAAAAUGGCGGCCGGGACAACAUGGCCGCUCUUCCAACAUGGCCGCUGUUCCAACAUGGCCGCUGUUCCAACAUGGCUGCCAAAAUAUGGCUGCUGUUCCAAUAUGGCUGCCAAGACAACAUGGCCGCUGUUCCAAUAUGGCUGCCAGGACAACAUGGCCACUGUUCCAGUAUGCUUUCAAAUGCCCACCUUUCCAACACGGCCCCCAUUCCAAGAUGGCCACUGAUCCACCAGGGCUGCUGGCCCAGCACAGCUGCAGUUCUGAGUCAGCUGCCAGGCCAAGAUGGGCCCCGGGCCAAAAUGGACACCAGGCCAAGAUGGCCACCAAGCCAAGAUGGCCGCCCACACAACAAGGCUGCCAUUACAAUAUGGCCCCUGAUCCAAGAUGGCCCCCGAUCCAAGAUGGCUGCCACCCCAAGCCCAGGCAUUGCCCUAUGACGUCAUCACAGCCCGGUGUGAUGACAUCACUGGCCCCGCUCAUCCAAUCGAUGACGUCACCGGGGGAACAAGGGCGUGGCCGGGGAGGUGGUGAUGUCACCCACCCCGAUGACGUCACAGCCGGCGGAGCAGCACCUGAGAGGGCGUGGUCAAUGUGGGCGUGGCCAGGGUGGGCAGGGCCCCCUCCCCCCCCAAAUGUUUCCAGGAAUUAAUUCACUAAUUAAUUAAUUAA